Molecule: messenger RNA, 2258 nt
Organism: Vitrella brassicaformis
Lineage: Eukaryota; Vitrellaceae
Source: the annotation of a GenBank genome assembly
GAACGCAUGAAAAUGCAUCCAUGGAAACGAUUAGAAGCGAAUUGUGAUGCCGAAAGAUGCAUGAAGAGCUCCGUUAGGCCCCGAGGAAUCGGUCUCACCCAUAGCUUUGCACAACGAUGGAUGGCAACGCCACUCAGGUGAGAGAACGAGCAGCCUGCAGGCCAAGCAAAUCGCGUGAAUCACGGCGUGAAUCAUCGUGUGUGCUGUCUGUCUGCGUGUGAUUGUGUUGUCCUUCGCUUUGGUGCAGAUGAGUGAAAUGGCAACGAGGGAUCAGCUGCUCAAACAGAUUCAGACCUAUCAGACCAAUCAGACGAGGGUAUCUGACCGACACACUCACUCAGUCACUCAUUCAGUGCAUCCACCGCUCAUCGGUUGACUGCUCGUGUUGUUUGUGUGUGGUGUGGUGUGCAGGUCAACAAUGGCAUCGGCCGACUCACUCAGAUGGACGCCGCUGCGAUCACACCACUGGUGCGGCAGGCUGGCAACCAGCACACUGACAACCGCUCACAACAACACAAAGGCCUCCCUCUGUGUCAUGGUGCUCUCGUCGUGUUGAUUCAUUCGUCAGAUGGUGGCCAAGGUGAGUCGUCAAUUUGCUGCUGUGUCCGAGCUGCUGGCCGAGUUGGCAGAGACCAUCAACUCGACCAUCGCACUCACAAGACAUAGCCGCACACAGGUCAGAGAGGGAGUGACCACAGGCAGGCACAAACACAAGGCCCUCACUGAUGUGGUAUGCUCCUCUUAUGUGCUGUGUGUGUGCAUGUCCUUCUGUCUGUGUGUCAUCAGGCCCAGCGGUUGUACAUCUCUGACAUUCCCGCCAACCCCAUGAGCAUCAUCCUGUCACUGUCUGCCCUCACCACCAUCGCCCACCUCAAGGCGACAGCCCGACCCAUCAGAAAUGCCCUGCGGCCCAUCGUCCGCAAUAUUCGGCUGCCGGAGGCCAUCGAGGUGGCGGGGGUGGGCGGUGUGGUGCAGUUCGACGAUCAGCUGAGCCACGGCGAUGUGAUGAAGGCCAUGUGGGUGGUGGAGGAGGGGGGCGAGGGCGGCUGGGGGGAGGUGGCCGACACACUCAGAUUCGGUGAGCAUUUGGGCUAUUGCCAGCUGCCGGUUACUGUGGGUGCCGGAGAUCUGCAGACACACCCCACCAAGGCGGUAAGCACCACACACAGAAGAGGCAAUGGGUGAGCUGCUGGAAGUCUCUGUGUGUGUUGGGUGUGAGACUACUCAUCGCUGCCCCGUUUCUGUGCGCUGUGGAUGGUCGUCGGCCGCCGUGUGGCCCUCCGUCGCCCAAAUGGCCAGCAAGACGGCACACUGCAGCUGUUCCGCCAUAACCAUGAGAUUCGCGCCAUCCGCAACGAGCCCAACUUCGCCAUCGUCAUCAACCCGCCCCUCCCCCUCCCCAACCGCCGCGUCCAUUCCUUCUCGCGCCACCCCUUCCAGCAGCACGCCAAGCCCCACGACCCGCCCGUCAGCAGCCGCAUUCUGUGGGAUGGUGGUGUGGGCUGGACGCCUGGUGGUGUGAACGACGGGGGCGUUUUCUCAUCGGCGAGUUGCCUGCUGAAGAAGCUGAUGCUGACUCACCGGAUGCUGGCUGUGAGCGACAUCUCCUAUUCGCCACCAGUGGCGGUAGACCGGUAAGUGGAUGAAGAGGGCAGGUCGCUCGUUGUCCCUUUCAUACAUGUAUCUGUGUGUCAGGAGUGUUCGUGGUCAUCUGAAUCGUAUGCUGACCCGACCGCCUCACACGCCCCUUGACGACUGCUCACACAUGAUGGCAUCCGAGGCGGUCAGUGGGGGGUGUGGGCAGUCGCAUGUGCUGACGUCAUCGGACGACUCGUUCGUCGCCUGGAUUGCCUUCCGCACCCUUCAAGGCGACAACCAGAACGGUAUGCUUACACGUAAGAGAACAGCAACUCGACAACACCUGUUGUGCCGUCCGUUGUCUGCGUGCAGUAGAGGUCAGCAUCCGUACCACCGAGGCGCCAGCAGCAGGUGUGGCCAAUGAUGCGCCCUUUGCCCAGCAAUUCCCACGGACGGCCGCCAAGGCCCGCCGCGUCCUCGGGCCGAUCGCCGCCAUCGUCCUCGACGGCCAGGCACCGUAGACAGAAGGUGAGGGCCACACACGACAGUCGGCUGACGUCUGUCUGUGGUCUACCUGUGUGUUGUUUGCGUUGGUCUGAGUUCUGCAGGCGAACUGAAUCGCCCCAUCAGAUCGAUAUAGAGGUUUGGUUGGUUGGCUGGCUGUCGGUUCAGUCGUGCGC